UGUGCUCCCCUUCCCUUCCCUUGAGGACUUGUUCAUCGGUUCCUCCCCCUCCCCCUCCUCUCGCGCUCACACAAUUUAUACUCAUCCCCCGACUACCACUGGCCUAGCUACUACGUGCUGCGCUGCCCCUCCGACGACGCCAUGGCCAUGGCCGCCACGUCGUGCGCGCUCGUCCCCGCCUUUGUGGCCGGCCGGCGCCGCGCGCCGCCCCGCCGCCGUGCCGCGGCCACCGUGGUUCGCUGCUCCCUCGACAGCAACGUCUCCGACAUGGGUGUCAACGCGCCCAAGGGACUGUUCCCGCCGGAGCCCGAACACUACAGGGGGCCAAAGCUCAAGGUCGCCAUCAUAGGUGCCGGCCUCGCUGGCAUGUCCACCGCCGUGGAGCUAUUGGACCAGGGCCAUGAGGUUGAUCUGUACGACUCCCGCACGUUUAUCGGCGGCAAGGUCGGUUCUUUUGUCGACAAGCAAGGGAACCAUAUCGAAAUGGGCCUGCAUGUCUUCUUCGGCUGUUACAGCAACCUUUUCCGCCUUCUGAAGAAGGUUGGGGCUGAAAAUAAUCUACUAGUCAAGGAUCACACCCAUACUUUCGUGAACAAAGGGGGCGUCAUUGGUGAACUUGAUUUUCGGUUCCCUGUCGGAGCUCCAUUGCAUGGUAUACAAGCAUUCUUACGAACUAACCAACUCAAGGUUUAUGAUAAAGCAAGAAAUGCAGUUGCUCUUGCUCUAAGUCCAGUUGUUCGAGCUCUUGUUGAUCCAGAUGGUGCAUUGCAGCAAGUACGAGACUUGGAUGAUGUGAGUUUCAGCGAUUGGUUCAUGUCCAGAGGUGGUUCUCGAGAGAGCAUCACAAGAAUGUGGGAUCCUGUUGCUUAUGCUCUUGGUUUCAUCGACUGCGAUAAUAUCAGUGCUCGUUGCAUGCUUACUAUUUUUACCCUGUUUGCCACAAAGACAGAGGCUUCUUUGUUACGCAUGCUAAAGGGCUCACCUGAUGUUUACUUAAGUGGCCCAAUAAAAAAGUACAUAACAGACAGGGGUGGCAGGUUUCACUUGAGGUGGGGGUGCAGAGAGGUUAUCUAUGAGAAGUCGUCUGAUGGCCAGACCUAUGUUAAAGGCCUUCGCAUCUCCAAGGCUACGAGCAGUGAGAUAAUCAAAGCUGAUGCAUACGUUGCAGCUUGUGAUGUCCCAGGGAUCAAAAGACUACUGCCGGCAGAAUGGAGGGAAUGGGAUAUGUUUGACAACAUAUACAAAUUAGAUGGUGUUCCUGUAGUCACUGUUCAGCUUCGCUACAAUGGAUGGGUUACUGAAGUCCAAGACCUUGAGAAAUCAAGACAAUCACAAAAGGCGGUUGGCUUGGAUAAUCUGCUCUAUACUCCAGAUGCGGACUUCUCCUGUUUUUCAGACCUUGCACUUUCAUCUCCUGCUGACUACUACAUUGAAGGACAAGGCUCCCUGAUCCAAGCUGUGCUAACUCCUGGUGAUCCUUACAUGCCAUUGCCGAAUGAGGAGAUCAUUAGCAAGGUUCAGAAACAGGUCUUAGAUUUGUUUCCAUCAGCUCGAGGCUUGGAAGUUACAUGGUCCAGCGUGGUAAAGAUCGGACAAUCGUUGUACCGUGAAGCUCCUGGAAAUGACCCAUUUAGACCUGAUCAGAAGACGCCAGUUAAAAAUUUCUUCCUGUCUGGCUCGUACACGAAACAGGACUAUAUCGACAGCAUGGAGGGAGCAACUCUCUCUGGUAGGCGGACAGCAGCCUACAUCUGCGGUGCUGGAGAGGAGCUGUUAGCCGUCCGGAAGAAGCUUGUUGUUGAUGACAGCGAGAAGGCGUUGGGGAAGGUUCAAGUGCUCCAGACGAGUUAAAACCAUAUGCUGGAAUGCCCAAACCAUUCUGGGUUGUUGGUGAUUGCCACAGCGAUUUCUGUAAAUCCUCUUUGAGCAAUAGCUUUUGCCGCUGCCUUUGAGCCUUGACACCUUUGCCUGUCGCGUGUUCCCAUCUCACAAUCGCAACCAGGUGUCUAGGUGGCAUACAGGAUCACAUCAGGCAGCGUGUAUGUUCAGUUAGACCUUAGCCAGUCAUUGCAAUGAUUGUUCUUAUAUAGUGCACAUUUUCUUACAAUUAUCCUGGGAAAUGUAAGAAUUUUGUCUGGGGAGAUACCACAGCGAUGACCAGCGAUUAUAUUAUUUCUGUGGCUAAAGCCAUUUCCCGAUA
Molecule: messenger RNA, 2200 nt
Organism: Lolium perenne
Lineage: Eukaryota; Viridiplantae; Streptophyta; Magnoliopsida; Poales; Poaceae
Product: zeta-carotene desaturase, chloroplastic/chromoplastic
Biological process (GO): carotenoid biosynthetic process
Molecular function (GO): 9,9'-di-cis-zeta-carotene desaturase activity
Source: RefSeq, a predicted model, not a curated record